UGUUCAGUCACGUGACUGAUGCAGGGUUCUCAGCCACACUUCAAGCCCACUCAAAAUGUACGUGCUUCAUGGCACGCAACAAAGACUGGUUGACGUCGGUUGACGUCAUGCACGAAAACUCGCUCACGCGCUGUUCAAAGCAAGAUGGUGUCGUUGUCUUCUGCUGCAGUACGGCAGCAGCUCCACAACGACUCAAACAGCUUUUCCGUGCUCCUUCCUGUCGCAGAGUUGUCGUUGCUUUCGUUUUGUCGCAGCAUUUAGCUGACGCGUUUCUGGCAGUUUGCUCCACUGCACGACUUGGAAACUAGCACCAUCGUCUUCCGCGUCCUUGAUUUUGGCAAGGCAAUGCCAUGCAACGAUGAGUGAUCGAAGCGAAUCAGGAUGUCCUGGCGAGUUCUGUCGUGAAGCUGGUCUGUCAAAGUGCUUCCUGCUGAACGCCGCAGCAGUAGGAUUCAAGGAAUCGCGUCGUCGCUCGGACAGGCUGAAGUCAAAACGUGAGGAGUUUGACCAGACGUCGACUGUGACGAAUGGCCUUGUUCUGGAGCUCACCCAUUUCAUGAAUGAUGAAGGCUUAGCCUGGUCAGCCCUCCACACUUGGCUAUCAACGAUCAUGGAUGUUGAAGUACCAUGCUCCGUGAAGGCCCUCACUGCCAAAGUCAGGCGUCUCCAAGCAGCAAGAGCUAAGUUGCUAAAGGCUUCCCGUCAUGAAGCUCUGUCACACCUAAUUUGUGAAGAAUUUUCUGUCCCAGAAUCAAAAUCUGAGAGCACUGCAGCUGUUUGUGGAGAUAAUAAAACUAGGAGUAGCAGCGCAGGUAGUGAUGUAAAUUGUAGUAAAAUGUCAGACGAGGUUUUUACGGUGGGCAAUGUCGACGCAGUCGGAUCAGAUAUUGAAAUUGAAAUGGGUGAAAUGCAGGGCCGGUUGUCUGCAUCACAUGACAAGGUUCGUAACAUUGGGAAAAAAUUGCGAAGACGAAAUGAGAAAAUUAACGAUCUUGAAGAAAAGGUGCAUGUUUGUGAUGAGGAAAGGAAAGUGGUGGAAGAAGAAUUGAGUGGUGCUUUAGAGAGUGUUGAGCGCCUUCAGCGCAAGCUAAAUAAUGUUUAUUGCAGGACAAACUAUGCAAAGACAAAGUCAGCUAGCACCACCUCAUCUCUAAGUGAUUUAGGUGCAGAGCUUGGAGUUAGCAUGCAGAGGGAGAAGGAGCUCAGUGAAUUGGUCAAGGACCUGUCUUGUCAGCUGGAGCUAGAAAGAACUGUAGGCAGUGCACGGCAGCACAUCACUUCCAAAGUCGAUGGAAAGUACACCACAGAAGUACGCCAAUGUUGUUAUGAGCUCCUAGGAAAGAACGUAGGUGUUUGGAAUGUGGGUCCUGUAAUCCGUUCUGUAUUGACCCUGGCAGGUGCUGAGAUUUCGGAGGUCCCUAGUGCAGCUACCCUUUCACAAAUGUUGGUUGAGCUCAGACAGGUGUCACAAUUGCAUGUUGCAAGCUCUUUGGCAAAUGAGCAGUUCACUACUGGACACUGUGAUGGAACAUCAAAGCAGGGUGUUUCCUAUCAGGGCUAUCAAAUGGCCACUCCUGACAAAGUGUUUAGUUUGGGCAUGGUCGAAAUGAAAAGCGGGACAGCUCAGCAUGUGUUCGACACAUUUAAACAAGUCUUGGGCGAUAUUGAGGAUGUGGCAGCAACGGCUGGGCAUGCAAACAUUGCCAGUAAACUCCUGGCUAACAUGAAGAACACCAUGAGCGAUAGGUGCAUUGUGCAGAAGAGUUUUAACAAGCUAGUGGAAGAAUAUCGCAAGGAGAUAUUGCCAGACAUUAUUGACGGGUGGGAAGGGUUCAGUGAGGAGGAACGCACGUCUAUGAGCCGCAUAAAUUGUUUUUAUUGUGGCAUGCAUUACAUUGUCGGCUUGGCUGAUAGUUGCACAGCUGCGUUAAAGGUUUGGGAAAAGGCUCAUUUUGGUGAGGGUGUGAAGGUUGGUGCUGAGCGACUUCCUGGGACAUGGCAGGGGACAGGGAACACAGCACGGCUUAUUUACAGUACCACUAAAGCCUUUGAAAAGCAUGGUGAUGAAGCAGCGGGGUGCGUAGCGGAUUUUCAUGCUUUCCUGUCUGAGACAAACACACCAUUGCCUCUUGAUGAGUACAGGGGAAAUCGAUCUUACGUUGUAUUCCACAAUGGUGCAGGUAUUUAUUAUCUCCACAACAAAAUGCUGCAUUUUUUGGUUGACGUCAGUGUACGAGACAAUCAACUUUUGCGUGCUGUUAAAGAAGAUCUGGGUGAGACAGAGUUGAUUGCAGGUGCUCGAGCACUUGGUAUCUUGUCCAAGCUUGUGAUCAACCCACUCUGGUGUCUGCUGGAAGAUCCGGAUGUUUCUGUGCUUGAGGUUGGCAAGUACUACACUGCAUUGAGUAGCAAGUUUGACGACUGGGCGAAAGAUGCAAGCGACCUCCUUGACGGCAGCGCACGGCCAUUUCCCGAUGCAAAGGUAUCCACACUGUGCGAUGUAUUCACAGCUCUCGUGGAGCCGUCGGAGAAGUAUGAUGCUAUCACGUUGGAGAUCCUCGCUUACCUCUGCUCGACGCUAGCUUCAUUCUCAGCACGUCUCCUCGUGGACCACUUACCGGGUGGGAAGUACCACAGUGCACCGGGCCUAGCUGUUGAGACUGCUUCGGUUCGCAAGACCAAUGCUGUCAGUGAGCGUGACUUCGCACAAUUGGACCGUUUGCUUCGCGAGAAGCCUAAUGCUGACACUGUUGCUCUGGAAGGUAUGAUCCUGUUCAACAACAACGAGACCGCUUCAUGGCUUCAGUCUCUUUCACCAGCUGAGCAGUCCAACCUGAUUGAAGUGGCUAGGCAAACAGCUCCAUCAGCGCGUCAGCAGUUCAAGGACAGACGGGUCGCUAUCCAACAGCAUCGCUUGGCAGAGCUCAAGAGAAAGCAGGCAGAAAAGGAGAAGAAGCAUCAAGCCACCAUUGCACGAAAAGAACAGUUGACCAAGGAGAUUGAGGCAUAUGGUCUGUGGACAGAGGAGACGAACAUCGAUGAAAAGCUUGCAGCAAUUUCCUCUGUCACUGGUCAAAGAGCAGCAUUGCGCUCACAACUCCAGUUUCGGAAAUUCGUUCUGGAGCAGAAAGCUUCCAAGGAGCUGUUCUUUAUGAGCUCUGCUGGCCGUACUCUCCCAGUUGCAACAUUGGCGUCCAACUUGAGGAAGCUGACUCCCCAGCGCAGUGAACCUGGCAGUGAUGUGGCGAGCGCUGUUGAUGAUGAAUGAUGUAUAAAAGCGAACCGGAACUGUACGAUGAAUUCACUCUGCAAGAGUCCUCGUUCAGCCAUAAUUCGGACAUGAUGUAUCUUUCUCUGAGCUUUUCGGCUUGAUCUAUUAUAAAUCUCUUCUAUGUGCUCUGAAAGUUCUCAAAUUUAAUUUGAGCAUUCUCUUAUCCGCUAAAGCGUGUAAUGUCUGUUAUGGGUGUGGUUUUGUUUGCAUUUGAUAUCCUGGCGCAUGCCUGUUUGUCUCUCCAGCAAUGAACUCUUUGUCUUGUCAUGCAAUGCUGCAUAAUUCCAGUGAUCUUCUUUGUGUUUUCCUUUCGGCACAGUCGAAAUUGGGCAGCAUUUCAAGGUAACCAACACUGACACAUUGUA
Molecule: messenger RNA, 3636 nt
Organism: Sycon ciliatum
Lineage: Eukaryota; Metazoa; Porifera; Calcarea; Leucosolenida; Sycettidae
Exons: 2
Coding region: 359-3268 (969 amino acids)
Molecular function (GO): 3'-5'-RNA exonuclease activity
Source: RefSeq, a predicted model, not a curated record